This is a messenger RNA of Camponotus floridanus (Florida carpenter ant), 5307 nucleotides long. RefSeq names its product inactive tyrosine-protein kinase 7. Gene Ontology annotation, molecular function: ATP binding; protein kinase activity; cell-cell adhesion mediator activity. Lineage: Eukaryota; Metazoa; Arthropoda; Insecta; Hymenoptera; Formicidae. Gene Ontology annotation, biological process: protein phosphorylation; dendrite self-avoidance; axon guidance. Bases 170 to 3448 code for a protein of 1092 amino acids. The transcript is spliced from 9 exons. The record is from RefSeq and is a predicted model, not a curated record. Gene Ontology annotation, cellular component: plasma membrane; axon.
CCCUCGCGCCGGUCGGUCUUCGUUUGAUCUCGUCUCGCCGCAAGUUGCAACAUUAACGCCGCGCGAACUAUUAAAAUGAUCGCGACGUGAAUCUCGUCGCGAGGAUCAAGUGUUUUCUCUCCCACACGAUAACUGUGCCCGUUUCAAUUGUCUCACGCAAUCGACAAGGAUGCGGCGCGUCACGAUUCUGUUGCCUCUGCUCCUCUGCAUGUUAGCACUCGCUCACGAACAGGAUGGCGAGCUUUACUUUUCGGUGAGUCCCGCGGAACAUUCGGCCAUCGAAGGAUCGCCGGUUCGUUUGAGAUGCGAGGCUCAACCAAGCUCGCAUGUUAAAUACUCGUGGAAAAUGGACGGACAGCAGCUUGCUCCUAGCCCGCGAAGGCAUCAGGUCGAGGGCGAUCUUUACAUCACGAGGGUCAGUCGGAUCUUGGACAGUGGAAGUUUUGUUUGUGUAGCCAUGCACGAGGAAACCGGUUACUCGAUUGAAAGUUCGCCCGCCAAGAUUAACGUUCAAUGGGUCAGCGAGGCAAGCGUGUUGCUGCAGCAGCCGAAAUUACCAUCCGCGAUCCGCGUGGGCAGCGAGAUCGAGCUUCGAUGUCACGUCGACGGUUCCGGCGACAUGAAAUAUGAGUGGUUCAAAAAUGCGGAGAGCGUGACGCGAAGCGACCGUGUCGAGAUCAAGAAGAAGAAGCUGCACAUACAUAGAGCUGUCGCCGAGGACAGUGGUAUGUACACCUGUCAGGCCAAGAACGAGGCAGGAGCCUCGCCGAUGACCGAGAGUUAUCCGUUAAUCGUUUCCGGAAAUGAAACUGCGACGAUCAAGGUUGUUCCAAGAAAUCUAAUCGCUAAGCGCGGCGAACCGGCUGUGCUACACUGUGUCUUCGAGGACGCGGACGUGGUACAGUGGUUUUUCAAGGAUAUCGGCCCUCUGGAAUCCGACGAGGAGCAGACGAUUCUCGAGAACGGCACUCUCGUGAUACACGCUGCUGAUCAAAGGGACCAGGGAUUUUAUUCCUGCCACGGAAUAAGGGACGACACUACAAUCGUUUACACGGUCGAAUUACAAAUUGCCUAUUUACUCAACUUUUCACUGGCCGCCUUCGAACCGAAACGUCCGACUCAAUUAGCGAUUGUUGGCGAGGAUCAAGAAUUCCAAAUAAGUUGUCUGGAACCGUUAGGAGUUCCGCCACCUAAAGUAUAUUGGAGAGAUCCCACAGGACAUAUAAUAAGCGACACUGGCUCCGUGCGCGUACAAGACAACACGCUCAUCAUCGCAAAGGCAGAAAUGGGCAAGGACGACGGCAAUUAUACUUGUGCGGCCGAGAAUCUAGCCGGCGAAACGGAUAUAUCCGUCCAAAUAGUGAUAUCCACCCCGCCGAGUAUCAUAAGCUCUCCAGAAUCGCUUAGCGUGAUGGAAGGUGAUUCCGUAACAUUAACCUGUUCUUAUUCCGGCAUGGAACCGCCCGUAACGCACGUGCACUGGUUAAAAGAUGGAACGCAGCUGAGGGAAUCGGGCGGGCCGACGAGAUACCGCGUGACAGAUAAUCACGGCAAUGUUACCUUGCAUUUCAAGAGCGUUGAUCUGUCCGACAAAGGACAUUAUAUGUGCCAGGUAUUCACCACGGGAUUCCCAUCCUUGUUUUCGGAUCAGGCCAUUCUCACGGUCGAGGAGAAGCUCAAGUUCUCGCCCCAGCCUGUCAAUAAACGUCUAGAGCUCGGUUCUACGGCGAAGGUAUCAUGCAAAGCCCAGGGUGCUACAAAUCCCACGGUGAAGUGGGUCAAUGAAGACGAGGACGAGGAAUUCCCUAAACACGUGCAGGAUAUCAAUGGCACUCUGCACUUCAACGGCGUUUUGAUGGAAGACAAGGGUCGAUACACUUGCAUCGCAAGCAACGCUCAGGGAUCCAUCAAUCACACGAUUAGCAUCGAUGUAGUUAUUGCACCAAAGUUCACGAUACAGCCACAAAACCCAACGGAGGCGAUUGAAGGAUAUCCAGUGAUGUUACAUUGUGCCGCCGAGGGUGAUCCCAAGCCGACCAUUCAAUGGGAUAGGGAUUCUCGUAUGAAUAAUUUAGAUAAUCCUCGUUUCGAAGUAUUAAGUAACGGAAGUUUGUACAUUAAAGAAGUAUAUCUAAGCGAUGAAGGAAAGUACGGAUGUACCGCCGGCAAUAGCGGUGGGCUGAAACGGGAAGAAGUCCAAUUAAAUGUGAAAGCUGGAGAUAAUUAUAGAGCCGAUAUGGAUUUGGAGGCUAGUGAUGAUGGUUCGAUGAUGACCAAGACGGUAACGAUCACUCUUAGCGCAGCCGCAGCAUAUAUGGUACUCGUUGUUGGUCUCAUGUUAUAUUGCCGUUAUCGACGUCGCCGCAGGAAGCAACAAUAUUUACAGGAACAAACGGAAGAAAAAAUGGAAAAUGGCGAUGUACCGGAGGAACAAACAGAAUUAAAAGAAACCGGUAAUAAAGCCAAUUCGACGAGCAAGAAGAAGGAGAAUCGCGAUUCUCACAAGAGUGACGGCGCGGAUACAGCCCAGAGCCAGAGUAGCAACCAGUCUAAGAAAUCCAAAUCGAAUUAUGACAAAAUCGCCGCUUCGCGAAGCAAUCUGAAGGAACUGAAACCUCUCGGGCGAGGUGAAUUCGGCGAAAUUUACGCUACAAAGUAUCAGAUUGACGGUGACAAGGAAUCUUUGGUUAUGGUCAAGAGUCUCAUAAACACAAAGGACGAGAUUGCUCUUCAAGAAUUUAAGCGACAGCUGGAUCUCCUUCAUAAGCUAAACCAUGAGAAUGUUGUCAAGUUGAUCGGCUUGUGUCGAGAAGAGGAGCCCGAUUACAUGAUCCUUGAGUACACUGACUGGGGUGACUUGAAGCAGUUCUUGAUCGCCUCGCGAAAAGAUAACAAUCCAAGUCCAACGCAUGAGUCAAAACCGCCGCGUGCACCUCAAUUAUCGGUAGCGCAGAUAUUAUCGCUAUCGAACCAAGCUGCAAAGGGCCUAAAACAUUUGGCCGAUAACCGAUUGGUCCAUAAAGACAUAGCCGCGCGUAAUUGCUUGAUCGCCAGCAACCUGACGAUCAAAAUUUCGCUACCGUGCAUGACCAAAGAACCAUAUCAGCAAGAGUACACAAAGCAUCGAAACCAAGUGAUUCCGCUGAGAUGGUUGCCUUACGAGGCCGUGUAUGAGGAUGAAUUCUCUACUAAGAGCGAUGUAUAUUCGUUCUCCUGUCUCGUUUGGGAGAUGUUCCACCAGGGUGAAUUGCCAUUCAACAAGAUGAACGACGAGUCCGUGCUGGCUCAAAUUAAGGCGCAAACGCUCAUAUGGAAGCCACAUAAGGCAGCGCCGCCGGCUCUCCAGGAGCUCCAAACGCAAUGCUGGGCAAACGAUCCGCGCGAGAGACCGACCUUCGACGAGGUAGUCUCGAAAAUAGGCGAAAUUGUGGUCGAUAGCUGCCUGUAGUCUGGAACUAUGGUGAUUAAAUUAUGCGAGGCUCUAAAUAUCGGAAAUAUUGCAAUAGGGGUAAUGAUUGUGCGGAGCUGUACGUUGAGAGGUAAGGCUGACGAGCGCCGAUUAUUUAUGCGGCGGUGACCCAUCCUGAGCUAGGUGAGGGGACCCAAAAACCGUGACUUCGCGCGUACGCGAGAAUAAUUAACCGGCUUUCAUGUUAAACGCUUCGUAUCAAUUAUAUACGCGUAUAAUGAAUAGUAGGAGGAAUUUACCUUUCUUUUGUAAAUGGAAAAUGCUUGCUCAUUAAUCAUUGAACGCGCGAAAAUUAUGUGUUUCAAUGACGUUGAUACGUCCGCGCGAACCGUGAUGUAUAGACCAUACGCGAAAUUCGCAUAUCUCGUACCAUUUUGAUACACUUCGUUAUAUGUGAUCAAGUAAGUAGUAUCUCUACUGUACGAGAAGUUUUGAUAUAUUUUAUAUAUAUAUAAAGCUCUUGCAUAAAAAGGAGCUUUAUCGCAAAGAUUCAUUUAUUAUCAUUGUAUCUUGAACACUUUUAGAUUUUGCUAUCUUGUUACACGAAUUUUCGAAAUCGCAUGAUCAAGCAAUCUCCGUCUUAUAUCGUGAUUUUUAAACGUUAUCUCGAUCUCUUCUCUAUCGUUUCCAUAUUAUAUAUUACGUAUCAGAUAGAUAUAGAUAGGUAUUAUAGUAAACCAUUGGUUCCACAAUAAUUAUUCAUAUUACAGUAUUUUAUCGUGUCUACACUAGCUCGAUAAGGAAAUAAUAUUUAUUUCGAAUAACGUCUCUCUCUCCGCUCCAUUGACUGUUCUAUUGUCGGACUAAGUAACGAAUCUGUAUGGGCCCAUUCACGUUAUUCGCAAUUAAUGCAAUACUUAUAGUAUACAGUAUCGAUAUAAUAAUAGGGAUAUGAUCACCACACAUCGAAUACUCGUAAGAUAUGUUAAUCGUUAGAUGAGCCGCAGUUGGAAACUGAUGACGGGAACGUUUCAAUCGAGAUUACGCGGAUGUUCUCGAUGAAAUGUCAGUGAUCGGACUCGGCACUGCAACGACACGCAUAUUAAGAAAGUAUCACGACCAUAUCAAAUGACGAAGGAAAUCUUAUCUCCGCCUACAUACUUUUACACGCGCUCUGUUAAGACACAUUCAUAUAAAACUUAAGAAUUAUUUAUAACAUAUACAUAUAUUAUAUAUAUAUUUAUGUGUGAUAAGGACGUAAUCGACCACUCGUAUUUGACGAACAAGACGGCCUUGUACAUACCGAUGGUAUACGUGUAAGUUCUCUUUAAGCGCGAAAAACUAGCAUGAAUCAUCGUAUUAAUUUUCAUUAAUAAUGCGAUCAUUCGAAUCCCGGGUGAUUUUUCAUUGCUGGAAGAAAUUUCGUCAUGUUGGUAUAUCAGAGAUGAAAGGAUUAUGGCUGGAUGCUGGUGCGCGAAGAAAUGAUAAUGAUACAGCAUAUACAGAAUGAUAUUCGAAAACUUAUUUUUACAUACGAAAAUUAGAAAAUAUCAAUUCUAAUUGAUCAGACCAGGCGAAGUAUCGCUCGCGAUAUUUUUGUGCAUCCAAGAGAUUUACGAUUUGAUAAAUGGCGCGAACAAUCUAUAUGCAACGGUCCAAUAAGAGGAAUAUAUAUAUAUAUUCGACCCUCCGUAUUAUUAUCCGACUUGUACAACGAAAAUUAAUAUUCGUAUUUUAACGGUAAGUUGUAAUAUUGUUCUCUAUUUCUGCAUUUAAUUCUACUGUAAUAAUACUUACACGAGACAGUUAUGAAAUACGCAAGUUUGCUUCUUCCACUUUGUACAAGACUUGGGUCGAUAGUUCGAAAGAGAGAUUCGAAGGAUAGAAAAGGAAAAAAA